CAAAAUUUUGCACAAUAAUCCCAAUUCAAUUUACCUAUGCGCCCCUGCGCCUUCUUUCUUAAACUCCUACUAGUGCUGUGAUCGGUUACUCUUCACGUCUCCCUACUCUCGCUCUUCCGAAACCCUAAUCCUAAACUCUGUUUCUACAAUGAAGGAAGUACGCCCGACGUCUGGUAAUGCGCGCAAGUCCGAUGGCCGUCUUGCGGCAAAGAAGGCCCCGGAGAAGCGGAAAACGGGGAGCCGCAAAGCGAAAGAUCCUAACAAGCCGAAGCGCCCUCCUAGCGCGUUUUUCGUUUUCAUGGAUCAAUUCCGGAAGGAGUUCAAGGAGAAGAACCCUGAAAACAAACUCGUCUCAGUGGUUGGAAAGGCUGGUGGCAAUAAAUGGAAAUCUAUGUCCGAUGCUGAGAAAGCACCGUAUGUGGCCAAAGCUGGUAAACUGAAGGACGAGUAUCUGAAGAAGAUCCGUUUUUACGAUGGCUCGGAUGUAGAAAAAAAGAACGCUGCUGAGGAUGAAUCAUCAGAUAAAUCCAAGUCUGAGGUUAGCGAAGAAGGGGCUGAAAGUGAUGGGGAGGAAGAAGACGAUUAGGUUUCUAAGCUGUGGAACUUACUGAGGUGAUUGUGAGAAUCUUGGACAUAGGAAUUGAUAUAAUAUAGAAAUGGAAAUAUAUCCACUUAUGUUUUUUUUUGUCUUUAUGUUGUUCUCUGUUUUAGUGUUUUGGAUGUUCAGUGUAGUUUUAAG
Messenger RNA from Dendrobium catenatum, 739 nucleotides. RefSeq names its product HMG1/2-like protein. The record is from RefSeq and is a predicted model, not a curated record. The coding region runs from base 149 to 586 and encodes 145 amino acids. Lineage: Eukaryota; Viridiplantae; Streptophyta; Magnoliopsida; Asparagales; Orchidaceae. The transcript has 8 exons.